Molecule: messenger RNA, 2326 nt
Organism: Balaenoptera musculus (blue whale)
Lineage: Eukaryota; Metazoa; Chordata; Mammalia; Artiodactyla; Balaenopteridae
Gene: GALM
Product: galactose mutarotase
Exons: 7
Coding region: 217-1245 (342 amino acids)
Biological process (GO): glucose metabolic process; beta-D-galactose catabolic process via UDP-galactose, Leloir pathway
Molecular function (GO): aldose 1-epimerase activity; carbohydrate binding
Source: RefSeq, a predicted model, not a curated record
CUUUGCCUGCGUGCCACCCUCAGGCAAAAGAAUGAUUUAGAAAGCUCCCAGAGGAUAUUUUUUGCAGGAGCAGAUUUAGGAACUCCCUAAAUCCAGGCAAGAAAAGGGAGGAGUCUGAGCCAUGUCCCGCCCCUUCUCCAGUAAACUUCUGCCGCUCCAGGUUUGGCGGCGGGAGUUCGAAGGACCUGGAGGAGCUGCACACCCCUGGCUUUCCCCAUGGUUUCGGUGACCAGAGCCGUUUUUGGAGACCUGCCCUUGGGGGCAGGGACGGUGGAGAAGUUCCAGCUGCAGUCAGACCAGCUGAGAGUAGACAUCAUCUCCUGGGGCUGCACCAUCACGGCCCUGGAGGUUAAAGACAGGCAGGGCAGAGCCUCAGACUUGGUGCUCGGCUUUGCUGAGUUGGAAGGGUACCUCCAAAAGCAGCCCUACUUUGGAGCAGUGGUUGGCAGGGUGGCCAACCGAAUUGCCAAAGGAACAUUCACGUUGGACGGGAAGGAGUAUCAGCUGGCCAUUAACAACGGGCCCAACAGCCUGCAUGGAGGAGUCAGAGGGUUUGAUAAGGUCCUCUGGACCCCUCAGGUGCUGUCAAAUGGAGUCGAGUUCUCACGGGUCAGUCCAGAUGGUGAGGAAGGCUACCCUGGAGAGUUAAAAGCCUGGGUGACAUACACACUGGAUGGCGGGGAGCUCGUGAUCAACUACCGAGCACAGGCCAGUCAGACCACUCCGGUCAAUCUGACCAACCAUUCUUACUUCAACCUGGCAGGCCAGGGUUCCCCGAAUAUAUAUGACCAUGAAGUCACUAUAGAAGCUGAUGCUUUUUUGCCUGUGGAUGAAACCCUGAUUCCUACAGGAGAAGUUGCGCCAGUGCAGGGAACUGCAUUUGACCUGAGGAAGGCAGUGGAGCUUGGAAAGCACCUGCAGGAGUUCCACAUGAAUGGCUUUGACCACAACUUCUGUCUGAAGGGAUCUAAAGAAAAGCGUUUGUGUGCACGGGUCCAUCAUGCUGGGAGCGGGCGGGUACUGGAAGUGUACACCACCCAGCCGGGUGUCCAGUUUUAUACGGGCAACUUCCUGGAUGGCACACUGAAGGGCAAGAGUGGAGCAGUCUAUCCCAAACACUCCGGUUUCUGCCUUGAGACCCAGAACUGGCCUGAUGCAGUCAAUCAGCCCCACUUCCCUCCUGUGUUGCUGAAGCCUGGUGAGGAGUAUGACCACACCACUUGGUUCAAGUUUUCUGUGGCUUAAGGAAGUGUAAAGAUGUGACCUGCUCCAGGGCCAGGCUGGGAGCCCCUUCCGCAGCCUGUCACCUAUGCAGAGAUGAGAUGAAGAUUUAGAGGCUUUAAAAGUGAUCCUGUGAAUUAAAAUCAUACAAAUGGUAGCUGUCAUGAGUCAGUCUGAAUAGAUUCCUUCCCAAAGACUGGCUCCAGGCCAGGUCUAAUGAUCAGCUCUAUUCUCUGUGCAGUGAAGAGGACCCAGCCAUCAAUGUCAUCAUCUAAGCCUUGACCAUAGCCCAGAAGUGGUAACUGAGCUCCUUGUGUUGGCUCCAUCUCUCCAUUCUGCCUCUUUUUCUACUUUUCACCCUUUCUUUCUUUGAUCCUACUCUCAUUCCUUUUCUUUUUCCUCCUUCUCUACCUUAUACCACCUUGCACUGUGCAGCACUUUGGAGUUUUCAGAGGUCACUUAGCUCAUUCAACCUGCUGGCAGAGGGACCUCUCUGCCCCGAUACGGCAACAGAUGAUGGAGAAGUGAGCCAGCUGAGGCUUAGAGGGGAUAAAUGACCCACCUAAAGGCACAGAGCUAGGAAAAAUUUUAGCCAGGACUCGAGGUCAGGUCAUGUGAAUUCAAGUCCCCUUUGCCUCCACUCGUCUUCCAGAGCAUUCCGAGUGUCACUGAUGGGCAAAGGGGGGUCUGACCCUUACUCUGUUAGAGCCAUCCUUUCUUCCCAGAUUCACUUUUGUAAGAAGCUUUAGUCUGUCUCUGAGCCUACAGAUGGUGUGACUUAAAGUGCAAGAUCAAAAUGUCCAGGAAGAAUCUGUAAAUUUGAUUCUCUGCCUUUGGGGUUAACUGAGAAAGCCCAGCCCAGCCAAGGCAUGGGAAGGAAGCCACUGGAGACAGGAGCUGUGUUAGUGUGAGGAGGGCCUUGACUGAGGAUUGCACAUUGCACCGAGAACAGAUGUUGUGUUAUGUAGAUCAGCCUGGGCUUCCCUCCUUUCCUGAAUUACUGAAUCAUCAGUGAUGGGUUUGGGUUGGUGGUUUUUAAAGAAAUGUAUCUUAUACUAUUAUACACUAAUAAUCGGUUGAAAUAAAAUCAAAAUCUGCAUCUUCA